This is a messenger RNA of Diachasma alloeum, 1020 nucleotides long. Its product is annotated as caltractin. Gene Ontology annotation, biological process: centriole replication; mitotic cell cycle. The coding region runs from base 309 to 815 and encodes 168 amino acids. The record is from RefSeq and is a predicted model, not a curated record. Lineage: Eukaryota; Metazoa; Arthropoda; Insecta; Hymenoptera; Braconidae. Gene Ontology annotation, molecular function: calcium ion binding. Gene Ontology annotation, cellular component: centrosome; centriole. The transcript is spliced from 2 exons.
AGUUCCAUGGAGACUCGUCGGCACUCGUCUGUGCCCGUCCGAUGGGAGGCGGAAGAGGACAGUGAAAGAAAAAAGAAAUAAAUGAGUAAUUUCAUGGGACAAGGGGAAAUGGUCUUGUUUGUUUUGGACGAUUAGUGUGGCUGAUGCACAAAUAAUUAACGGAAAUAUUGAUCAAACAAAUGCUAAACAAAUUACUCAUGUAGAAAGGAGACCCAGGGUUGUUAGGAUUGAGGUGAAUCGACUGUCAGUUGUCAUUUAUCCUGUGAACGAGGAAGAACUAAAACAAUUCAACCGGAGAUCAAUUAAAAAUGGCUGCAACUCUGAAGAAACAGAUUGCCUCUCGCAAAAAGGGUCCCCAGAGAGUGGAACUAACCGAGGAUCAGAAAUCAGACAUCAAAGAGGCCUUCGACCUCUUCGAUCCAGAUGGCACAGGAAAGAUACCAACAAAAGAGUUGAAGGUGGUCCUUCGUGCUCUUGGAUUUGAGCCCAAAAAGGAGGAGCUGAAGAAACUGGUGGCCGACGCUGACCCCGAUGGCAUCGGAAAACUCUCCUUCGAGGAGUUCCUUAACAUAAUGACCCUCAAGAUGGGGGAGAAGGAUACGAAGGAGGAGAUUCUGCGAGCAUUCAGGCUCUUCGAUGAUGAUGACACUGGAAAGAUAACUUUCAAGAACCUGAAGAGAGUUGCCAAGGAGCUGGGGGAGAAUCUGACUGAUGAGGAGCUGCAGGAGAUGAUUGAUGAGGCAGAUAGAGAUGGAGAUGGGGAGAUAUCGCAGGAGGAAUUCAUGAGAAUCAUGAGGAAGACCUGCACCUUCUGAUUGUCUUUCCUGGGAUUUUCUGAUAAGAAUUUUUAUAACUUUGAUGGUCAUGAUUCCAUGAUUCCAAUCAUUGAAAAUCACCUGCCUAAUUGAUAAUUAAUGAUAAUGUCCAAUAUAAUUGAAUGGUUUUGUGUUUCGUGUGCCUUCAAUUAAUCAGUAUUUUUUGUAUUUAUUUGUAUCAAUUCAUAAUCAAUGGAAAUAUAUU